This is a messenger RNA of Schistocerca nitens (vagrant locust), 390 nucleotides long. RefSeq lists its product as uncharacterized. Gene Ontology annotation, cellular component: cytoplasm; myosin II complex. Bases 1 to 390 code for a protein of 129 amino acids. Lineage: Eukaryota; Metazoa; Arthropoda; Insecta; Orthoptera; Acrididae. The record is from RefSeq and is a predicted model, not a curated record. The transcript has a single exon. Gene Ontology annotation, molecular function: myosin heavy chain binding.
AUGGCUCUAUAUUUCCUGGAGCAGGAUAUAGAUGAAUUUCGUGAAUGCUUCUACCUGUUCGCACAAAGUGGACAGAUUCGUACUUUGGAUGAGUUAACUACUAUAAUGACCUCGCUGAAUAUGAGCCCAACGAUUCACGAGCAUAAAAAGUAUAUGAAAGAGAAAGGUGCAAAGAUGUCGUUUGCAGAGUUCCUUGAAGUGAUGCAUACCCACAGCCGGACUGAAAUUUUACCAGAUGAAGUAUUGGCAGCAUUUCAAGCAGAUGAUCCUGGAAAGAAAGGUGUGUUACCAGCUCGGCAAUUGAAGCAUAUGCUGCUUAAUUGGUGUGAAAGAAUCAGUGGGAAAGAAGUGGAACAGAUUUUUAGAGAAGCAAGUACCAGGACUUUGUGA